Molecule: messenger RNA, 333 nt
Organism: Kickxella alabastrina
Lineage: Eukaryota; Fungi; Kickxellomycota; Kickxellomycetes; Kickxellales; Kickxellaceae
Product: UPF0041-domain-containing protein
Exons: 1
Coding region: 1-333 (110 amino acids)
Biological process (GO): pyruvate import into mitochondria
Cellular component (GO): mitochondrial inner membrane
Molecular function (GO): pyruvate transmembrane transporter activity
Source: RefSeq, a predicted model, not a curated record
AUGGCAUCUGCAGGCACAUCGGGAUUCAACAGAUUCUUGAACUCACCCGUGGGUCCCAAGACGAUUCAUUUUUGGGCGCCCGCCAUGAAGUGGGGUCUGGUCAUCGCCGGCCUCGGUGAUCUGGCUCGGCCUGCCAACCAGAUCUCUGUUAAGCAGCAGCUGUCGCUGGCCGCAACCGGUCUUAUCUGGACCCGCUGGUCCACCAUCAUUACGCCCAAGAACUACAGCUUGGCCACCGUCAACUUUUUCGUCGGGUGCACGGCUGCCUACCAGUUGGCGCGCGUCGCGUUGAGCAAGGAUACUAAGGCUGAGGAGCCCGCAAAGUCGGAAUAA